UCCUUCGAACGUCUCGUACUGUUGAGAAAUACAGGAGGAGAAGGAGCUGUCAAACGUACAAGUAAAGAUAAGUCCUUCAGUUGACGCCACCUCACAGUUUUAAUGUAAAGUUAGUUGGAUUGUAUGCAUAAUUAGUAUGGACUGACAUGUUUUCAUACAUUCGGUGGGGAAGAAUGAAGACGAGUUUAACAAAUACCAUGGCUACACUGUUUCAAAUCUGGAUCAUUUUCACCUCUUUGGUCUCCUAUGCGUUGCCGGAAAAGAAAGGGGGCCUUUGUGAUUAUGCUUCCAUUGAAUCUGGGGAUCUGGAUGGAAACCUGAGGCAGUGCACUGCACCCGCAAGGAGCCGAUACUGCACCCGCAAGGAGCCGAUACUGCACCCACAAGGAGCUGAUACUGCACCCGCAAGGAGCUGAUACUGCACCCGCAAGGAGCUGAUACUGCACCCGCAAGGAGCUGAUACUGCACCCGCAAGGAGCUGAUACUGCACCCGCAAGGAGCUGAUACUGCACCCGCAAGGAGCUGAUACUGCACCCGAAAGGAGCUGAUACUAAGGACAUUAGUUUGGCAGUGAUUUGUAAUGAAGAGAGGAAGACGAUGGUGGUUGGGUUAUACAAAAUGCCUUGCUGGGAUUCUUUCUUCAUGGAGGAAUAUAAACAAGAGUAUCAAUUCACAUUGCCACUCCCCUUUAAUGAUGAGUAAAACUUAACUAAUAUAAUUAUCAGACUCUGGCUGCAGUGUAAUUGAAUUGCAGGUAGUAAAUGAGGGGAAGGGAACAAGGUUGUUGGAUCAUUUCUAUUGUCCCCAGUAGAAUGGGCUUUCAAUCAUCAUGACCUUUAAUGAAGAUAGGUUAUAGAUACAUUAGUACAAAUCAGUUGGCAGAAUAUGAAUAUUGUUUACAGUUUGCUUUGGUAAAAUGAGAGCAAUUAUUGAUACAAAAUUAAACGUGGACAAAUCCCUCACCCUGACAGGCAUACAGAGGUUCCCUGCAAACACACUAGUAACUGCUUUUAAUGACAAUGUGAUAUAUACGCUAACUUUUGGAGAUGAAGUAGGGACCUCAUUCAAUUUCCUGCAGCUUAAAGAUCUGAUGCCUCCAGAAACAGAAACCUGUUCUCACACCCUUGAGUUCUAACACUUGUCCAGUGAGCAAACAUCAAAAGCCACAUUUCUGACUGCACAUUGUAAGAAGCUCAGGUGACUAAUUACCAGGUGUGUGUGUGUGUGUGUGUGUGUGUGUGUGUGUGUGUGUGUGUGUGUGUGUGUGUGUGUGCAGGCAUGCACCCGCAUUCAUUGCAAUACAGGGCGCUCCAGGGAAUGUUCUGUACACCUGGGUCUAUGAAACAGGGUGUUUACCUACCUCAUUAUAUCUCUCUCUCUCACACACACACAUACACACACACACACACACACACACGCAAACAAAAAGGUAGAGGUUGUGGAGACUUGCCAGAGCCGCCACACCCUGUAUGCUUCUCCUUGGCUUCUGUACAUACUUAGUGACACCACCACAGCUGGGAGAGAGGAAGUGAAGCAAUCACUGAAGCGUUUUAACAAUCUCACAAACUCUCCUCACGCGUCCCAUUGACUUACUCAUCAACCACUCCAGGGGCACCUUAUGUAGAGUGACAGUACUGUCGUUCUUGAUGACAGCAGGUGUGACUGAAGACAUGGACUAUCAGUGUGCCAGGGCGUCACUAACCGGUUCAGCCUGCUUGGGUCAAAAGAGGACCACUACCUGAACAUGGUCAAGACCUACAGCAACUGCACCGUGGUCCUGGAGAACCUGGAGGUCACAUACAUGGAGGACGACCAUGAUCUGUCUUUCCUCAGGUCCAUCCAGGAGGUGGGUGGCUACGUUCUGAUCGCCCUCAACACAGCCAACAGGAUUCCCCUGGACAACCUGCGCAUCAUCCGAGGCCACACUCUCUAUGACAGUGGCUUUGCCCUGGCUGUGGUGCUGAACUAUAACAAGUCCAUGCGAGCAGGCACCACUGAGCUGCCUCUGACCAGCCUCACAGAGAUCCUGAAAGGAGGAGUGAAGUUCUCAGACAACCAGCUGUGUAACGUGGAGACCAUCCAGUGGUUGGACAUUGUAAACAGUAACAGCAAACCCAACAUGCAGUUACCUGAACCCAGCAACAAUCGGCUCUGUAAAAGAUGUGAUCCUGGAUGCUUCAAUGGUUCCUGUUGGGCGCCCGGCCCAGAACACUGCCAGACGUUGACGAAGCUGAACUGUGCCCAGCAGUGCUCUAAGAGGUGUAAGGGUCCGUCCCCCAUCGACUGCUGCAACGAACACUGUGCUGCAGGCUGCACUGGACCCAGACCUACAGACUGUCUGGCCUGCCGUGACUUUCAGGAUGAUGGGAUGUGUAAAGACUCGUGUCCCCGCCUCCUGCUCUACGACCGCAACCUUCACCAAUUGGUCAACAACCCAGACGGGAAGUACAACUUUGGGGCCACCUGCGUCAAGACUUGUCCUCAUAACUAUGUGGUGACGGACCAUGGAGCGUGCGUUCGGACAUGCAGUGGUGACACAUACGAGGUGGACGAGGGAGGGGUCAGGAAGUGCAAGAAGUGUGAUGGACUGUGCCCCAAAGUUUGCAAUGGACUUGGAAUGGGAAAACUUGCCAAUAUUCUGUCAAUUAAUGCCACCAACAUUGACACAUUUAAAAACUGUACCAAAAUCAAUGGGAACAUUGCUAUUAUCUACACAUCUAUCCAUGGGGACACGUUCACCAAAGCACCUAAGAUGGAUCCGGCCAGGCUAGAAGUUUUCAAGACAGUUAGAGAAAUUACCGGGUACUUGCUGAUUCAGAACUGGCCUGAGAACAUGACGUCCCUCAGUCCAUUUGAGAACCUGGAGAUCAUCCGUGGACGGACCAAGCGUGUUCUGUUGAGCUUGGCCAUAACCCAGUUAACCAUCACCCACCUGGGGCUGCGUAACCUGAAGGAGAUCAGUGACGGAGACGUGGUCAUUGCAAAAAACCCCAACCUCUGCUACACCAAGAAUCACCACUGGAAGCAGUUGUUCAAGUCCGACACUCAGACCGCCCGGCUGGAGAACAACGCCGACGCAGCCGACUGCGGGAUGCAGAACAGCACGUGUGACAGGAUGUGUACCAGAGAUGGCUGCUGGGGUCCUGGACCCACCAUGUGUUUCGCCUGUCAGGACUACAGCCGAGCAGGAAGCUGUGUCGACUCCUGCAACCUACUGGAGGGGGAGCCACGGGAGACUGAAGUGAAUAAGACGUGUGUGGAGUGUCACCUUGAGUGUCAGCUCCUCAACGGGACCAAGACCUGCUCUGGACCAGGUCAUGAGCAGUGUACCCGGUGUGCCAACUUCAAAGAUGGAGACAACUGUGUCCCAUGGUGCCCUAGAGGGGUGGCUGGGGGCAAGAACACCUUCAUCUGGAAAUACGCAGAUAAGAUGAAGGUGUGCCAGCUGUGCCACCAGAACUGUACCGAGGGAUGUACUGGUCCUGGUCUGAAAGGCUGUCAGUCUAAAGGUAACUCUGGGCUGUCAGUGAUUGCAGCUGGUGUGGUGGGCGGGAUGCUGGCCUUUCUCAUCAUGGGCCUGUCCGUCUUCGUGUUGCUAAGACGACGCCACAUCAAGAAGAAGAGGACCCUGCGAAGACUCCUCCAGGAGAGAGAGUUAGUUGAACCGCUGACCCCCAGUGGGGAGGCGCCCAACCAGGCUCUGCUCCGUAUCCUGAAGGAGACAGAGUUUAAGAAGAUCAAAGUUUUGGGAUCAGGGGCCUUCGGCACUGUCUACAAGGGUCUGUGGGUCCCUGAAGGAGAGGAUGUGAAGAUCUCUGUGGCCAUCAAGGUUUUAAGAGAGGCCACAUCACCUAAAGCCAACAAGGAGAUAUUGGACGAGGCCUAUGUGAUGGCCGGUGUGGACCACCCCCAUGUUUGUCGUCUGCUGGGCAUCUGCCUGACCUCUACAGUCCAGCUGGUCACCCAGCUCAUGCCCUAUGGCUGUCUGCUGGACUAUGUCAAGGAGAACAAGGACAACAUCGGGUCCCAGUACCUUCUCAACUGGUGUGUACAGAUAGCCAAGGGGAUGAGCUACCUGGAGGAGCAUCACCUGGUGCAUCGUGACCUGGCAGCGAGGAACGUCCUGGUGAAGACCCCUCAGCAUGUCAAGAUCACUGACUUCGGCCUGGCCAAACUCCUCAACUCUGACGAGAAGGAGUACCACGCAGACGGAGGAAAGGUACCAAUCAAAUGGAUGGCACUGGAGUCCAUCCUCUACCGGACAUAUACACAUCAAAGUGACGUGUGGAGCUAUGGUGUGACCGCGUGGGAGCUAAUGACGUUUGGGACCAAGCCCUAUGACGGCAUCCCAGCCAGUGAGGUAGCAGGGGUGCUGGAGAAAGGCGAGCGGCUCCCCCAGCCUCCCAUCUGUACCAUAGACGUCUACAUGAUCAUGGUCAAAUGUUGGAUGAUCGACGCAGACAGCAGGCCUCGUUUCCGGGAGCUGAUAGCAGAGUUUUCCAAGAUGGCGCGGGAUCCCCCACGUUACCUUGUCAUCCAGGGUGACGACCGGAUGCACCUCCCCAGCCCCACUGACACCAAGUUCUACCACAGUCUGAUCAGUGGAGAGGACAUGGAAGAUGCUGUGGACGCAGACGAGUACCUAGUGCCUCAGCACGGCUUCUUCAGUAGCUCCAGUACCUCCCGCACACAGCUCCUACACUCUACGAGCCAGAACAGCACGUUGAACAGCAGCAUUGGAAUGUGCCACAGCAGAAAUGGGAACGGGUUCCCAGUCAGAGAAGGAAGCAUGGUUCUCCGGUACAUUGCUGACCCCACAGAUAGGUUCUUGGACCACGCCUUCCAGCCAUCUCCAGACUACAUUAACCAGAACGGAGUUUCGGACAUGAUGAACCCUGUAUACCAGCACCCUGGUCCCCCUCGCACCCUCCUCCCCACCAUAUCCUCAGACGACGCAGAGGCAGAGUACCUGAACUGCUAUAAGAACGGGGCAGUGGGGCCUGAGUACCUCAACACCCUCCAGCCUUCCCUCCUCUCCCCCACCACCUCCAAUGGCAUCUCCAAUGGCCUCAACCCCACUGCUAACGGCCAUUCCCCCAUAUCCAAUGGUCUCCUCUCCCCCACCUCCAAUGGCCUCUCCCCAAUUUCCAAUGGUGGUCUCCACCACGUCCAGAAAAACCAGCCCCAAAACAGUAUAGAUAACCCAGACUACCAGCAGGACUUCACCCCCUCCAUCAAGACCCACAUCCCAGCCGCAGAGUACGUGGGCCCAAACUGAGUUCUUUUACCCCCCUACUCCCACUGUGGAGGGAACAAGACACCAGGGAAUAAGGCUCUCUAUCCUACUGAGAGAAGACAUGAGGUCUUGGUUGAGGAGGGGUAGCGGUACCAUGGAUUGUAUUGUACUUUGCAUUGUAUUUAUCCCUGCCUAAAGAAGCCAGAAGUGAGAUAAGUGCAGCUUUCCAUUUUGUUUCACCAGUUGUAGUAUUGUAUAGUACUAUGAAACUCCUCAUUCCAAAACCUCUUCCAUUUCAAACUGUGUCUGAACAGAUAGAGAUGUGAUAGGAAUUAGGCUCUGGGUCUGGGGGUAUUCCACUCCAUUGUGUUCAAAAGACCAAGAGAAAACCUUAGGCCUAUAAGAUACUGUAGCCCCUAACAGAAACCCAUAAGAGACAUCAUGUUGCACAAUGAAAAGUUGUGAUCAGAAUGUAUAAGUGGAGAAACACUAUUACUAGACAAGAGUGUAACCUUCAAUCCUUGAUGUCAGAUGCUCCAGAAAUACUAUUAUAUGUGGCAGCUCACCCUUUUCUUGCCAACACAAACAGUACUUAAAGAUGUCACUCAUACUGGAUUGGUGUAUUGAGUAUAUAGUAUUAUUGGGUAUUUACCUUCCACGGCUUAAGGGCUUGAAACUGUUAGAACAACAGUUAAAUGUCUCGGCUCUUCUGUGUGUGGAACCUGCAGUUUGAGACCCACUGGAGUCAAAUGUUGCUGAACGUUGUUGGUGUCAGAAGUGGGAAGGAGGAGGCUCUCAUCACUGAUGGUGGCUGGACCAUGGAGUUCAUUGAUGAACUUCUGAAUCAUGACGGCACUCUUUCUGAAGGAGGGUUUCAUGAGGACACAACAAUGUCAAAUGUUGCUGUUGAUGACUCUGCUGAAGGCUCUAUAGCAGGGAUAUUCAAAUCGUACACUAUGAGGUCAGGAACCUGCUGGUUUUCUGUUCUACCUGAUAAUUCAUUGCAUCCACCUGGUGUCCCUGGUCUAAAUCAGUCUCUGAUUAGAGGGGAAUAAUGACAAAUUGCAGUGAAACUGGCUUUGAGGUCCAGAUUUUAAUUUGAGGGCUCUAUAGCCUUUAUUAUAUGGCCAGAUGGGAGACACACUGACCCCUGUUGGUGUGAUGUACCCAGAGGUACAUAUACAGAUCAUUUGUAUUUUACUAGGACAAAUCCUUAUUUACAAUGACAGCCUACCCCGGCCAAACCCUAACAGCACUGAGCGCCGCCCUAUGGGACUCCCGAUCACAGCUGGUUGUGAUAUAGCCUGCAAUCAGGUCUAUAAUGACGCCUCUAAAAUUGAGAUGCUGUACCUUAGACCGCUGCGCCAAUCCGGAGCCCCAAGAUAAGUGUGAGAUUAUACGUGUAUAAUAUGGUCACCUAUAAAUGAUCCUAUCAACAUUCCUCAUCUAAAUGGUCUUGUCCCUUUAUAUAUAAAUAUACACUUAUUAAUGAACUAAUUAUUUCAUUUCAAAGUGAAAAUGAUUUUUUUUUUGUUUUCUUUAAAGACAUUUACACUGUUCAACAGCAAAUCUGAGUGUGUUUUUCAACCUGUUUUAUUAAGAUGAACAUAAGAUUAAAGGAUCUCUUGUUAAAAAACUA
Molecule: messenger RNA, 6875 nt
Organism: Oncorhynchus tshawytscha (Chinook salmon)
Lineage: Eukaryota; Metazoa; Chordata; Actinopteri; Salmoniformes; Salmonidae
Product: epidermal growth factor receptor
Exons: 28
Coding region: 1745-5278 (1177 amino acids)
Biological process (GO): protein phosphorylation; multicellular organism development; positive regulation of kinase activity
Cellular component (GO): signaling receptor complex; basal plasma membrane
Molecular function (GO): epidermal growth factor binding; ATP binding; epidermal growth factor receptor activity
Source: RefSeq, a predicted model, not a curated record